Patiria miniata (bat star) is the source of this 1047-nucleotide messenger RNA. RefSeq names its product mitotic-spindle organizing protein 1B-like. The coding region runs from base 92 to 322 and encodes 76 amino acids. Gene Ontology annotation, biological process: mitotic spindle assembly; gamma-tubulin complex localization; microtubule nucleation by interphase microtubule organizing center. Gene Ontology annotation, cellular component: spindle; gamma-tubulin ring complex; centrosome. Lineage: Eukaryota; Metazoa; Echinodermata; Asteroidea; Valvatida; Asterinidae. The transcript is spliced from 3 exons. The record is from RefSeq and is a predicted model, not a curated record.
CGAUUAUCGCGCAACGGGCUCAUGAGGGCGCUGUGCAGAAAACACGGAAGCGGUCAAAUCAAGUGGACGGUUUCGAGAUUUUGUUGCGAAAAUGACCCAAGGAAAAGCUGAUGACGACUCUGCGUAUUCUGCAAGAGAAGUCAUGGACACUGUUAGUGAGAUGUCCAAGCUACUUGAGACUGGUCUAGACUCAGGGACCCUAGCCAUAGCUGUCAAGCUGUGUGAGCUGGGUGUCAAUCCUGAAGCACUAGCGUCAGUCAUACAGGAACUACGCAGAGAAAUGGCCGCUUACAAUGCUGGUGGUGGAGAUAGCACAACAUGAGACAGCGCUGUUGAACCUGUGGGAGACAUUUACUGAAUGUACAUGUACUUGGAAACUUCAAGGAUCAUAAGAGAGAUGUUUGGAAUAAAUGCCAAUCGCUGGAGCGUCUAUCUUAGGCCAUUUUUUAACUUGUGCUGCAUUACAUGUUCAUGUACAGUGAAAAAAAAGCUCCUUCAAAACAGACUGACUUCCCAAGUUUGUUCUACUGUGUAUAUUUGGUCAUAUACAUGUACUGUGAAUAGUGCUUUGUCAUUUGUAGCUAAUGAUAAGCUACAAAACAUUAGUUCUGCAAGAAACGUUUCAUCCUUAUUAAAGAUUAUUACAUGCACUUUGUACAGGUUCAUUGAUUUCCCCAUUAUAAAGAACAAAAAUAUUAGACAAAUAUUAUCCAUGGUCCCAUAGGCGCGCUAAAGAAUGUUUAACUCGAAAUAAAGUGGUGGAACUGGACUUGGGUGCAGAAGAUCAGAAGAGAAUCCGAUUUUCAAUCGGGCAUUGAAUGGACUUGAUUUUUAAAUUUUUAAUUGACAACCGAAUCUUGUGGUUUCAUAAGGCCAUGCGCCAGCCGGUAGUCUGUGAUAAAUCAAUUAAACUAGACCAAACAGACUGUUAACAGGUUGUCUGAAAUUAAAUGACUUUUGAAAGUUAAUUAAUUAAAUUAAAUGAAGUGUGUAAUUUACCAUGUUUACCUGUGUCAAUAAACGGAACAGCUGGUGUUUGUAUAAAAC